AUGUACAUACAUUGGAUUACUGCUCAUAUACCAGGACCACCUCGUUCAAGUUUCUUUCUUGGUCAUCUGCCAGAUCUUUGGAAAUACAAAGCAAGAACAGGACGAAUUAAUGCGGAAUUUUUUCUGGAGAAAAGACUUGAGUACGGUAAAAUAUUUCUGUUGGUUUUGGCACAUCGGCCCGUGGUAUGUCUGGCAGACUCGAGUAAUGUAAGACAUGUUUUUAUAAAUAACCAUAAACAUUUAAUGAAACCUCGUUUUAUUUAUGAUAAACUUGGGUUCGUCUAUGGUGAGCGCUAUGCGGGAUAUGGAUUAGCGAAUAACACGGAUGAAAAAUCUUGGCAAAUACAUCGACACAUCAUGAAUCCAACAUUUCAUCGAAAAUCUCUUCGUGAUUUUAUGAAAAAUUUCAACAAUGUUUGUGAUCGUUUUCUGGUCAGAAUGGACACGAUUGUUAAAGAACAGAAACCAAUAAGUAUGUUGGUUGAAUUCGGUAAAGCAACAUGUGAAACUAUCAGUCAAGUAUCAUUUAAUAUUGACACACAAGUUAUUGAAAAUCCAAACUCAAAGUUUCCAUGUGCAAUUCGUCUUGCAAUGGAAGGUGUUCAAGAUAAUUUUGAAAUUCCUUUGAGUUCAACACUAUUGACAAUAUUUCAGUGUAGUUUCCUACAAAAUGAGAAAAAGAAAAGACAAAUUGAAGCUGUUCAAUUUGUACGAAAUUUUGCUUCGCAGAAUGUUGAAAAGCGUAUGAACGACUUAGAAAAGAAUAAGGAUAUUCCUAAUGAUUUGUUGACUUCUUUAAUCAAAGAUGGUAGGUUAACAAUGGAUGAAAUAAUUGACCAAUUCUUAACCAUAUUUGUUGCUGGACAGGAAACUACUUCAAAUUCAUUAUCAUUUUUGCUCUAUGAAAUUCUCAAUCAUCCUCAUAUUGAAGAGAAGAUCCUUAACGAAGCUAAUGAGGUGCUUGGUGAUCGUGAACACAUGGAGUUUGAAGAUCUGGGAAAUUUAAAAUAUUUCAACAAGGUUAUGGAAGAAGGAUUGCGAAAACAUCCUGUUGCAAUUGCACCAACUAGAGUAUUGUUAAAAUCUUUAGAAGUUGGUGGUUUGAACAUUCCUUCUGGUGUGAGUGUUGUUAGUAAUCAGCUUUUCUUUGCAAUGGAUCCAGAAAUUUGGGAAAAUCCUAAAAAAUUUGAUCCGGAGAGGUUUGAAAAUGUUGAUCAUAUUCCAAAUUUCACCACAACACAUUUUCCAUUUUCCCUUGGUCGACGUGAUUGUAUUGGACGAAUGUUUGCUAAGUUUGAAAUCAAGGUUUUUAUGGUUCGAAUUUUGAGAAAGUUCAAAUUUCAACUGUUACCAGGACAGACAGACAGAAUGGAAGCUAAACUUACUAUUAAACCUCGCGAUGGUGUCAUGUGCCAUGUUAUGAGGCGUUAAUAAAUGGAUUAUUUUCAAAUGCUUGAUUUUCAUUUCGCUAGAUUAAAACUGAGAGAAAACGCAACUUAAACAAUAAGAGAGGGUUUUUAACGCCUGUUUCAAAUGUCGAACUUUACAUGCCCCAAACUGUUAAGUUCAAUGCUUGAAACAGGCCCAAGACUUUUUCUAAUGGAGAAUGAAUAUAAACAGCUGAAAGUAUUUAAGCACACUGUUUUGAAUUAUUUAUUUUGUAAUGUAGUCAAAUUAAUACGUCUGUCAUGUUUUAUAGAAUUUAUUCAUUUCAAGGAUGGAAGUGGCAGGCAAUAACUGUUGUUUUAGUGGUAUAUAAUAUUUCUAGUACAACGCACUUAUAUAGCGUUAUUAACUAACUGUCAGUAAACUUAUUAAAAUAUUUAACUCUAUAAGUUGACCUUAUUGUCAUCUUUAUAUGGCAGAACAACACUAAAAUUCAGUGUAUUCAAAUAUUUAUGCAGAAAAUUAUAAUACUAACAACCUA
Xenia sp. Carnegie-2017 is the source of this 1927-nucleotide messenger RNA. Its product is annotated as cholesterol 24-hydroxylase-like. The record is from RefSeq and is a predicted model, not a curated record. Lineage: Eukaryota; Metazoa; Cnidaria; Anthozoa; Malacalcyonacea; Xeniidae. The transcript has a single exon. Gene Ontology annotation, biological process: cholesterol catabolic process. Gene Ontology annotation, molecular function: iron ion binding; cholesterol 24-hydroxylase activity; heme binding. Bases 1 to 1431 code for a protein of 476 amino acids.